Camellia sinensis is the source of this 2089-nucleotide messenger RNA. Its product is annotated as translation initiation factor 3 (IF-3) family protein. Lineage: Eukaryota; Viridiplantae; Streptophyta; Magnoliopsida; Ericales; Theaceae. The record is from RefSeq and is a predicted model, not a curated record. Gene Ontology annotation, biological process: ribosome disassembly; translational initiation. Gene Ontology annotation, molecular function: translation initiation factor activity; ribosome binding.
UGAGAUUUAUUAAUAAAUUGCCCUAAGGAAAAAGGUGGGUGUAAUUAGAGGCACCCGGAGCCAUGUCCAUCGUGGGCUAGGGUUUCAUUCAGCAAUCACAGACUAUCGGUCUCGCACAACUGAAAACGGAGCUGCGAAAAACAUGGCAUUUUGGAAUCGAAUCAAGCCAUUGAAGCUGAAAACCAUCUCAAUCCGGUUCGAAAGAUGCUAUUUUGAAAUCCCUAGACCUUGUUUAGCCAAUCACAUUUGUUCGCGUACAAGAAUUUUUGUUCUUGAUAAUCCAAAUUCGGUUAUUCACAAGAGCCACAUCGAGUUUUCCAACUCUGUGAGGUUCUUCGCUGCCCCGAUUCAGGCAAAGCCGAAGCAGGAAGAGAAAGACACGAGCGGGCCACGGUUGAAUGAGCAAAUUAUGGCGGAGUUUGUCAGGCUUGUGAGCGAUGAAGGGCAUAAUGUAGUGUCAAGGCGUGAAGCUCUAGAAUGUGCAAGGAUUCGCAAUCUUGAUUUAGUUGAGGUUCAGCGAAAUGCUAAACCACCUGUUUGCAAGCUCAUGGACUACCAUAAGGAGAAGUAUAAUCAACAAGUAAAGGAAAAAGACCGUGCUAAAAGCAAGUCUGAAGUGACUUUACGGAAAGGAGAUUGCAAAGAAGUCCGGUUUUCUGGUAAAACGGAACAAAAAGACCUUCAAAUGAAAGCAAAUACAGUUAAGAGAUUGAUGGAGCGUGGUUAUCGGGUGAAGUGUAUGGCUAUGGGUACUGAAGAGCAGGACUUGGGAGGAUUGUUAUCUCGUCUCUCUGCUCUGAUUGAAGAUGUUUCUAUCAUAGAAAGCGGACCCAGAGUUGAAAAAAAACAAGCAUAUGCUAUUGUCAGGCACAUCAAGUUUGGCCCAUCGAAGAAAGGCUCAGGAAAGAAAGCUUCCAAAGUUGUUGAUGCCACAAGUCCUGAGGUUCAAAAGGUUGCUACUCUCAAUCGAAGUCCCGUCCACUCUAAGGAUAUUACAGAAUCGGGAUCAGAAACAGAGGAUGAAAGCUUUUCUGAAGAGGUGGAUACACCUAUUGCCCGUAACAUGACAAAGCCAGAUAAUGAUAUUGACAAGAAAAAUCCCACCUGGUCAGUUGUUGAUGCAAAUGAUGAUUUUGACAGUGCUUUUGGUAUUAUUAGGGGUGAUGCAACGAUUGCAAAAAGUUCUAGAGAUGUGCAAAUGAAAAUUGAUUCUACAGAAACUGUUCCAUCUUCCCUGUCGGAGGGUCUGCCAGGGAUGGAAAAUAGGUACAGAAGGGAGCCAAGGAACACGUACCCACCUACAAAACCAAGAGAUUCAAUGAGAUCGGUUCCCCAACUUCCAAACCAACACAGGCUACAGCAAUUUGGUUUGAAUGCCUCACCAUCAAGAAGAGAAACUGAGCGAGUGGAAACAGAUGGCUCCCUAUUUGGAAACGUGAAAGUUCCUGCUAAUGAUAUUCCAAAGCAAGAACAGUUUCGCCUUCGUUCUCCCGGCUCCCCGGUGCCUAGCUUUGGGAUUUUUAGCGCUCCAAAAGUCAAUGAUACAUCUGAAAAAAAUGGUGUCCCAGCGGCAGUCAAUAGGUACCAGAAGGGAAAUUCUUUUGAUUCAACAAGACAGCCUAGGCCUCGAGGGGUUUCAGCAAAUCCAAACUCACCCUUAUCAAAUUCCAGUGGUAGUGGAAGGUCAGGCAUUGAUAACGGUGGACAAGGGAAAUGGGGAAUAUUCAGUGGAGAGAGCUCGAAUGUGAUGACCAGCAGAAUCCAUGAUAGCCAAGCUAAGGCUCAAUGAUAAUUCUGUGGCGACAAUUCAUAAUUCAGGAUCCUCGUUUACUUGUGGGUCGUGAGAUGCUCAUAUUCGAGCAUUAUAGAAUGUGUUAUUUGAAGCAUGGCCUGGUUUGUAGGUGCUGCAAAAAUUUCACAUGUUUUUGUAGGAAAUCAAUUUACUGAUAUGUAAGCUGAUUACUCUUGAUAUUUAUAUGCAAUUGAUGUACAAUUCAUUUUUUUGGUGUUUUGGAUUUUUCUUUUAUGUGUGUAAAUGGACGAUUUGUAUACAAACCAUAUAAUAAAACUGGAUUUGGAAGUGCUCUCA